Messenger RNA from Mixia osmundae IAM 14324, 732 nucleotides. RefSeq lists its product as uncharacterized. The coding region runs from base 1 to 732 and encodes 243 amino acids. NCBI's taxonomy places the organism in Eukaryota, Fungi, Basidiomycota, Mixiomycetes, Mixiales, Mixiaceae. The record is from RefSeq and is a predicted model, not a curated record. The transcript has 3 exons.
AUGCUAGGCGGAUUGGUAGCCGGAAUAGAGGCGGGAGACGACGACGAAGGCGAUGAAGAUGCUAUCGUACCGGCUCAAGGACCGUCUGUCAAGCGCCAGACGAUCUGCUUCGACGAAUCGUUCCCCAGCGCCGCACCCAAUUUUCAACUGCUUGUCGAUGCAGGGCCGGGCUGUGGUGGUAUCACAUGGCCGGCAGCAGAAGUACUGACGGCCUACCUGGCAAAUAUCCUCGCGCUCAAUCCAUCCUGGCUGGAGGGCAAACGUAUCGUUGAGCUAGGCGCUGGUACAGGGGCGGUCUCGAUGGCGUUGGCGAGAAUGAUGAAAAAGCGGGGGUCUCGGACAACGAUCUAUUCCACCGAUCAGGCGAUUCUGCUUGACCUCAUGGAUGCGAAUACUGUUCUCAAUGACGUUGGGGACACGGUCAACGUCAGAGAGCUCAGUUGGGGCGAAACAAUCGCGAGCGAGAUGCAAACGCCAGACAUCAUACUGGCAGCAGACUGCGUCUACUUUGAGCCUGCGUUUCCUCUGCUAAUGAAGACGCUGCGCCUGCUCGCAACGCCGACGAGCGAGAUUCUGUUUUGCUACAAGAAGCGACGCAAGGCUGACAAGCGCUUCUUUGUGAUGCUCCGAAAAGUUUUUACAGUGACUGCCGUCGUCGAAGACUUUGUCUGCCAUCGCGAUUUCCGGCGCGAGGCUAUCUUCCUGUAUCGCCUAUCGCUUCGCAGCCGAUGA